AUGUCCAACUCAAACAUAUCAAUGAGACUGAGGGCCAAACAACUGCCCCAAAUGUUCAAUUCAUCCACAGCAACAGCAACAGCAACAGCAACAACAACACCCACUCCAAAUUCCAAUUCAAGUUCAAAGCCAACAGACUCUUUAUCCUCAGCAGGAGCUGAUAAUGAGAGCGCAAAUCGUCGCAGGCUUGCUUUUUAUCAUGAACUUGAUGAUUGGCAGCAGGAUAAUCACUAUAUCAAGUCUGGUUACGUUAAAGGUACCUCAUCGUAUUUGGACAGUAUAAAAUCAUUGGGAUAUCUUCACAACGAAACAGUUAAUAUAUACUCUCAUUUACUUCCAUCUAGUAUAUCAUUCUGGGCUAUUCUAUAUUACAUCAACUUUCAAUUGACAAUUUACGACAACUAUUUGGGUAUAUGGGAGAAACUCAACUUUCUUCAGUUUGGUGCUGCUUGCACAUUUUGUAUGUUUAUGUCCUCCGUUUUCCAUUGCUUGAAAUCUCAUUCCCAUAAAGUUAGUAGGUUCGGCAAUCAACUUGAUUAUUUCGGGAUUGUUAUUUUGAUUACAUGCUCCUUGAUAUCAAUAAUCCUUUUCUCGUACUAUAAUCUUCCCUUUCAGAAAUGGUUAUUUGUGGGUAUAACGUUGUUCUUUGGUACGGUGUGCACAAUAUUUACAUUACACCCAGAAUUUUCUAAAAACACGUAUAGACCAUUCAGAUCUGCCAUGUUUAUAAUGUUUGGCUUAUCGGGCGUCUUACCCAUUGCCAAUGCCGUUUAUUUGUUUGGGUUUGAAACUACAAAAGCAAGAUCGGGUUUAAUUUGGUUGAUUCUUGAAGGUGUUUUCUAUAUCUUGGGUGCAGUUUUGUAUGCUAUGAGAUUCCCUGAAAGAAUAGGGCAUCUAGACUCCAAGGAACAUAUAUUUAAACCAGGACGAUUUGAUAUAUUUGGCCAUUCCCAUCAGAUAUUCCAUGUAUUGGUGGUGGUUGCAGCAUUUUGUCACUGGAGAGCGCUCUUAGAAUGCUAUCACUAUUUACAUCAGCAUAUUUUAUAG
Messenger RNA from Lodderomyces elongisporus, 1047 nucleotides. RefSeq names its product PAQR-type receptor. The record is from RefSeq and is a predicted model, not a curated record. Gene Ontology annotation, biological process: intracellular zinc ion homeostasis. Gene Ontology annotation, cellular component: membrane. NCBI's taxonomy places the organism in Eukaryota, Fungi, Ascomycota, Pichiomycetes, Serinales, Debaryomycetaceae. Bases 1 to 1047 code for a protein of 348 amino acids. The transcript has a single exon. Gene Ontology annotation, molecular function: signaling receptor activity.